Messenger RNA from Plectropomus leopardus (leopard coralgrouper), 2340 nucleotides. RefSeq names its product nurim (gene nrm). NCBI's taxonomy places the organism in Eukaryota, Metazoa, Chordata, Actinopteri, Perciformes, Serranidae. The record is from RefSeq and is a predicted model, not a curated record. Gene Ontology annotation, cellular component: nuclear membrane.
UAAACGCUGAUUGAAAUGGCGUCAGUCACGGUACGUGGCUGGGCUCUCUGCACCGUGUCUCUGCUAAACUUUGCGUUUGUCUUCGUUUCCGGCGCAGACUUUAUCCGAUUUAUAUCAUUUCGAGCCAUUUACCACAACAUCACCGGGGACACGACACUAUGUCAAGACUCCACAGCGUGGUCGGCGGCCCUGCAGGACGGCUCUGUGCUCGGGUCUCUUGUCGUGGAUCUGGGGCUGCUUGCUCUCUUCAUUACGCAGCACAGUCUGCUCGCCUGGUCACCUGUCAAACAGGCCCUACAGUCAGUGCUGGGGGCCCUGAACAGGACGGCAUACUGCUUCACCACCGCACUGACACUCCAGAUCUUGAUGCGUUACUGGCAGCCUGUGACCGGCGCCCCCUGUCUGUGGUCCGUGCGUCAUGCACCCUGGAGUAUCUGGUUCCCUCUGCUCUGCUUCAGUCUGCACUUCCUCUGCUGGGCGAUCAUCUGCAGCAUCCUCAUGAUCUUUGAUUACCCUGAACUGAUGGGCAUCAAGCAGGUGUAUUACGAGUGUCUCGGUUUAGGGGACCCCCUGUCUCACAAGUCGCCUCGUGCUCAGCGCCUCCUGUCUCACCUCCGCCACCCGGUGUGCCUGGAGCUGGGCGUUGUGCUGUGGCUCCUGCCGGCCUUGUCUCUGGACAGGCUCCUGCUGUCGGGGACGCUGUCAGCCUACCUGGCCCUGGCACACUCUCUGGACAAACAGGAUUUAGCCUAUCUCUGCGUCCAGCUUAACAGGAAGCUGCAGCUCUUUGUGGAGCCGCGGCGGGGCAGCGCCGACAUCAGCGCCGACAUCAGCGACCCCAAGGAGAAGUGAAGUGACGGUCUGUGAAGGUGCGAUGAGAAGCUGACUGCUGUCUUUAGAAUUACCAGGAAUAUUGUUUUCAAGAUGACUUCUCAAUGAGCCUGGUUAUCUGCUGCGCUGAAAGUAAUGACACAACUUGACACUGAAUUUUUUAUUUUUUAUUUUCACUGCCUGAUUUUAAAGAGGGAGAGUUCGCUAUUUAGGAUGUUGUGUUAACUGUUUAAAAUAAUGAAAUAGCUAUAUUUUUUAAGGAUAUCGAUACAUUUUGAUUAAAUUUAUGAAAAAAAGAUAUAUCAGGGUUCUUAUGGUUCCUUAAAAUCCAUGGAAGUUUGUGAAUUUUCAUUAAAAUACUUUUUUUUUUUUACCUGCAAGUAAAUAUAAAUCCUUAAACAUUUAUAUUUUUUAAAAAAUACAUGCUUAAAACUUUGCUUUUGUUUGCAAUACACAUAACAGUAACCCCAACAGAUAAAAACCCUUGAAAUCCUUGAAAGUUUGUGUGUUUGCAUUGAAAUACAUUCUUAAAAGUUUAUUUUAUGAAGAAUAUAACAGCAAACCUGCAGGUAAAUACCCCAAAUCCUUGAAAAAUUAAUUGCAUGCUUAACAUUUUUAUUUAUGUUUGCAAAGAAGAUAACAGCAACCCUGCAGGUAAAUCCUUAAAAUCCCUAAAAAGUGAAACAUAAAAAAAUUUAAGUCAUGCUUAAAAUUUGACUUGUGUUUGCAGAGAAGAUAAAAGAAAAUCUGCAAGUAAAUGUCCUUAAAAUCCUUGGAAAAUUAAAUACAUGCUUAAAACUUAACUUUUUACUCUAACCCGUUUGUUGUUUGUGAAAAACAAGAGCAAACUUGUGAAAUCCUUUAAAGUUAAAAAUAAAAUAAUAAUAAAAUAAUAAUAAUUGUACAUGCUAAAAGUUAUACCUGUCUUAACAAAGAAGAUGAACCUGCAGGCAAAUUUCCUAGAAAUCUGUGAAAGUUUGUGAAUUUGAUGGGGGAAAAAAUCAAGGCCUUGAAAGUUUUUUAAAAUAGACUUUAAUACAUAUGGGUCAUUAAAAGUGCUUUUUUACUACACUGAAUUUAUUUUGUUUAACAUGUUGUAUUUUUUUAUAGGCUGUUCCAUGUCUCACCUGCAGGUACGCUGUAAUUCUCUGCACACUUAUUUCAAGUUUAAUUGUCCUUAAAAAAAAUGUCACACGGAGACGUCACACUGGCAAAACGCACAAAAAAUGCAGCUUUUUCACAGAUUUGCUAUAUGAAGCUAUAAUGAAAAAACAAGUUUCUCAGUGUUUCUGAGAUUAUGAAUGUAUUUCCUCACUUGGGAUCACAUCAUGAACAAAGUGAAUGCGGUUGGUAUUUUACGCCUUUUCUAGACAAGUCGGUAAUUCUUGAAUUUCAAUGUACUGUAAUUUUUUUGGAUUUAACAUGUUUUAUGCUAGCAUCACUUUUCUGCACUGUGGCCUCACUAAUAAUUUUCAGUAUUUUCAGUUUUCAUGUACAAUAAAUGUAAUA